This is a messenger RNA of Manis pentadactyla (Chinese pangolin), 5814 nucleotides long. RefSeq names its product fucosyltransferase 4 (gene FUT4). Gene Ontology annotation, cellular component: membrane. The transcript has a single exon. The record is from RefSeq and is a predicted model, not a curated record. Gene Ontology annotation, molecular function: alpha-(1->3)-fucosyltransferase activity. The annotation marks the transcript as partial. Lineage: Eukaryota; Metazoa; Chordata; Mammalia; Pholidota; Manidae.
AGGCGCAGCCGGGAGGCGCUCCGGGCAGGCCCGGGCUCUAGGCCAGGGCGGUGGGCGCGCAGAAAGGCCCGGGACCUCUGCGCCGGGGUCCGGAGUAGCGUGUGGGGAGCCUGCGGGGCGCGGCCGGGCAGUCGGGGGCCCUGGAGAGGGCACGGAGCGGGCGGAGGGGCCGCGGGGAGUUCCCGGGCCAGUGGGGCUGGGCGCGCAGUGGCGGGGAGCGACGGGGCGGCGCCGGGCUGGGCUGGCCGGCUCUCUCACCUCGCCCUGGCGGCGCGCCCCGCGGGCACUCGCGGGGAGGAGAGCCAGACCCGCGGGCCUUUGGAUUCCGGGCCCGCCCUCUCCCGCUCCAGGGCCAGCGGCGAGCGGCUGCGACGGCCGGAGCCGCAGCGGCAGCAUGAGAGCGAGCGCCGCUGCUACCCGCCUGCGGACGCGCGGCCAGAGGCGGCGGCUGAGCCGGCGCGCGCCAUGGGGCGGCGGUGGGGCCGGGCGGCCGGGCGGGGGCCGGGGCGGCGCAGGAGCCCGGGGCUGCCGCGGGCCGCCUCGGCGCUGGCGGCUGCCGGCCUGGUGUGCACGGCCCUGGCCGCCUACUCCUGCUGGGGGCGGCUGCCGCCGCUGCGCUGGACGUCGUCCGCCCCGCCGCGGCCGGUGGGCGUGCUGCUGUGGUGGGAGCCCUUCCGGGGCCGCGACAGCGCCGCGAGGCCGCCCCCCGACUGCCGGCUGCGCUUCAACAUCAGCGGCUGCCGCCUGCUCACCGACCGCGCGGACUACGGGGAGGCCCAGGCUGUGCUCUUCCACCACCGGGACUUGGUGAAGGGCUCCCUCGACUGGCCCCCGCCCUGGGGCGUCGGCGUGCGCGCGGCAGAGGAGCUGGAGCUGCGGGUGUUGGACGACCGCGAGGUGGCGGCGGCGGCGGCGGCUGCCGAAGCUCUGGCCGCCUCGGGUCUCAGACCCCCUGGCCAGCGCUGGGUGUGGAUGAACUUCGAGUCGCCCUCCCACUCCCCGAGGCUGCGAAGCCUGGCAGGCAACCUGUUCAACUGGACGCUGUCCUACCGGGAGGACUCGGACGUCUUCGUGCCUUAUGGCUACCUGUACUCCAGGACCCAUCCCAGCGACCCGCCAACAGGCCUGGUCCCGCCGCUGGCCCGGAAACGGAGGCUGGUGGCCUGGGUGGUGAGCAACUGGGAUGAGCGCCAGGCCCGAGUCCGCUACUACCACCGGCUGAGCCAGCACGUGUCCGUGGACGUGUUCGGCCGGGGCGGGCCCGGGCGGCCGGUGCCGGACAUUGGCCUUGUGCACACGGUGGCCCGCUACAAGUUCUACCUGGCCUUUGAGAACUCGCAGCACCUGGACUACAUCACCGAGAAGCUCUGGCGCAACGCGUUGCUGGCCGGGACGGUACCGGUGGUGCUGGGCCCCAACCGUGCCAAUUACGAGCGAUUUGUGCCCCGCGGUGCCUUCAUCCACGUGGACGACUUUCCUAAUGCCUCCGCGCUGGCCACCUACCUGCUCUUCCUCGACCGAAACCCAGCUGUCUACCGGCGCUACUUCAGCUGGCGGCGGCGCUUUGCCGUGCACAUCACCUCUUUCUGGGAUGAGCCUUGGUGCCGGGCCUGCCAAGCGGUGCAGGCUGCUGGGGACCGGCCCAAGAGCAUCCGCAACCUGGCUCGCUGGUUUGAGCGAUGAAGCCACCCUCCCCUGGGUUGUCUGCUUUGUGAUCCUCUGCUGUGCAUCUCCUUGACUGCUGAAUCAUGGGACUAAGUUUUAGGAACACCCGUUUUUUUCUCUAUGGGGAGAAGGUGAUUACCAAUGAAAUCAUUCAGCUCAAAUACUGGGUGGAAAGAAUUCCCUCUUUAUCAUGUGUUUUGUACAACUAUCAAUUGGGCUCCCUCUGCUUUAGGGGGCCAUCAGUGUUCAGGGGUGAAGAAGGGGGCCCUUCCUCACCUUUUAACCAGUACAGAAGUUAAGAAAUAGUUUAACUACAAGAACCAGUUGAGUCAGUUCUGAACUUCCUCAUCUGCCACAGGCCAUAUUUGUGCCUUUGCUGAGUCCAAAUCUCAUGCACACUGCUCCUUCACUCACAUUUCCCUGGGCCAGCAUGCAGCAAACCUCUGUUUUCAGAGCCUGUUGCAGAAUAGUGAAAGGGCUGGCCAUAUGUGGGUCUUUCCUCAAAGCUUCAUCUCCUAAGAAAGGUGAGGUGUGUGAUCCAAGAAUCCACUGACCAUAACUGUAAUACGAACUGUACUGUUUGUUCCCCUGCCCUCUGAAUGGGGAACAGCUGCUGGACUGGCCUUUGAGAAGUUAUAAUGAGUAUGUAGGUGUACCUCACUUUACAGAAAUGUGUUCCUGAAAAGGUGCUUUUAAAUCAAAUCCCACAUUCAGUGCUUUAGGGAGUCCAGUAUUUAAUGGAACCAUAUGGAGAAUCCCUUCAUAAUGUGAAUAAUCAUUACUGAUUUCCUCUGUGUCUAUGUUUUUCUACAACCUGGAUUUUUAAAAAACUAUUAAAAUUACAGAAGUGAAAAUAAAGCAGAAGCAACCUUCUUCUCUCCUCUUCCCAGAAAAUCAGCUUGUUAACAAACAAGAGAAGAAAGCCACAGGGUCACUUCCCACAAAAUUAUUUAUAUCUUUACUGGAUCUGAAAUUUAAACUGGAACAUUAGUCCUCCAGGGAUGCUGGCAUUCUCUGUCUGCAGAACAAUGAAAGAGGUUGCACUGCAUUAUGGAAUCAUGCUAAAAGAAAAAAGUUUCAUAGUGUUUAUUAAUGGCAGUUAUUGUUUCCAUCAGUCAGUUUUUCAGUAAAUGUUUAGUUGCUGGGGAGUGGAACUCAGUGUCUGCACUGAACUUUGUCUUGUUAAAGGCUGUAUCUGCAAUUCUCCCUGGAGCCAGAAGGAUCCCCUCCUAGUCUGCAUAGGAGUACAGCAUAUCCUCAUAUUUCUAGUGCCCUUAAGACUGUGCUAUGGGACCAAUUUUGAAAAUAUGUGCAUUGAUUUUGAAAGUUGUGCAUGAGCAGCAUAGUUGGUAGGUAUCAUUGUAUGUCUGUUCUUGCCAAACACUAGGCUCACGGUGCAGGAAAGACACAAAAAUGUGUAAGUCAAGGCCCCUCUCUUUCAGGUUCUUAAACUGUACCACUGCCAACGAAUAGGUAGUGAACUUUGAUCAAUCAAUUGGCAGAACCUAUUUGUUUAAAGUGACAUUUUUGGUAAUAUAGACCAUGAAUCAGUUAUUAGAAAGCCAGUUGGUUUACAGUCUGAAAUAAUGGUUUAUUUUUUCGCCUCCAUUUGUUAUAAGAACCCUCAGUUACUAAUUAUUAUGGGUAGGGUCCAAGAUUAAUUAAGUUUAUACAGAGCUUUGCUGUAAACAGUUAAUUUUGCAUUUGAUUUUACAGUUAGCUGAAUCGUGAAGGUUUAGCUCUAUGUGCAUUUGUUGCAGACUCGCUUGAAAAGUUCCCUAACAUCUAGGUGAUUUUUUUCAGUUGUCUCUUUUCCUUAAGAGGAGAAAUUAAAAUCCAUGGAUAAAAUUUCCUUAUUAAAAUAUUACAGUAUGGGCAGAAAUUCAAUUAUGAAAUAUCAGCCAUCCAAUAAAGGAAAAGGAAAAAUUCUAUUCUUAAAGUGAGUAUUUAUGAGCUGUUGGCCAAUGAUCUUGGUGAUACUGAGAAUCUACAUGGGGCAGUGGGUGAGUGUGGGUUUUGAAGGUAAUCUGGUUUAGAGUUGAAUUCCAGAUGUGUGACCUUGGGCAAAUUAGUAAUAACUCUGAACCUCAGUUUCCUUAUCUGUAAAAUGGUGGAGGGAAAUACUUCACAGCUCACUGUGGGCUUUUCAGGAAAUAAAAUAAAUAAAGAUACCUACCACUCAGCAGCCACUCAAUUGGUAAGAGAUAUUUUCCCUUCUUUCUUUGCAGGGACUUGAGGGUGCUUCCAUAUCCAUUUAUAUACCUAGAAUUAAAUCUCAAGGCAUGUUACAGAAUAUAUCUGAAAUAAAAGGGGCAUCAUACUGUGUAUUUCAAAUGAAUCCCUCCAGUGAAGCCAUAUUAUUUCAAGACUCAUCAUUGCCAUUUAGAUUGAGCUUGAAUUUACAGACUAGGAAGAAGCACAUAGCUUUCUUUGAAAAAAACAUCAGUUUUUGUUUGUCUUUAAAACUAGCCACAUUUAUUGAAUACAGCAUGAAGGAGAUAUAAUUGCAUUUUUAUUUAUGUGCAAAUUUUGGGUAUGGAGCAAACAAUUUUUUUUAGGCUAAUAACAGCAGGAGCAAUUGCUCUUUUUCUGUUACCUUAUUUUUCAUAUUCUAAAUUAAGUAGGUUAAAAUUUCACGUGUUGAUAUAAAAAUGUGUAUAAAUGUAUCACAUGUGCUUCAAAAUGUCUUUCCUGUGAUUGUCAUGCCCUUUAAGGGAUGAACUUUCAAGUUUAUUACAAACUUAAUAGUAUUUUUAGCACUUAAUGACUCUCAUUAUGUGGGUGCACUUGGCAUGAUAUUUGCCUCAAGAAGACAGUCUGACUUGCUUUCAGUUCUCACAUGUCCUUUCCAGUUUCCAAGCCGUUCCCUGGCAGUAAUUUCUAGGACAGGGUGGCUUCAUGGAAGGAGUUUGUAAUUUGGAGUCAGCACCUGGGGAUGUGGUUCUGCCACUUUCUGUCCCUGUGGGCCUGAUGCGGCAAGUGACUUAAACUGAGUUUUUGCUUCCUCCUUUAAAAUGAGUGAAUGCCCCCUGCACAACAAGGAUUAAAUAUGCUGAUGUAUCUAUCAAAGUGCUUUGUACAAUGUAAAGUGCUAUCCAGUUACAGGAUGCUCUAAAUUUUCAAAGAGCAGUUAGCCGCAAGCUCUUUCUAUAAAGGGCCAGAGUAGAUAUUUCACUGGAGGCCAUACAGUCCCUGCUGCCACUUUUCAACUCUGCUGUUGUAGUGCAAAAGCAGUCUGGACAAUGUGUGAGCAACUGGGGUGCCUGGAUUUGUCCAAUGGCUAUAGUUUGUCAACUCUGCUGUAGACUUGUAGAGACUAAGGAACUUGAGAACCUAUGUGAUAGGGGUUUCUUAGGAGGGAUUUAAGAAUUGGAAUUUAAGAAUUUUGGAGGUAGAUAUUCCUGGUUUCUUAGGCCAGCUUUGCAACAUUUCCUAAUUGUCUUAAGUAAAUUAUUUAAGCUUCCUGUAUGUUGAUAUUCUCCUCUCUCAUUGAAGGUAAUCAUAUAUAAUUUAUGGCAGUGUUGGGAGAAUUAGAUAGGACAGUGUCUGGCAUGUAGGAAGCGCCUGGAAGAUGUUCCCUCUGACCAUCACUAGUCCAUUUUACAGAGGAAGGAAGCGAGGUUCAGAUUCACUGAAGGUUACAGUGGUAGUGGAGGAAUAAGCCGUUCAUGUGCAAGUCACCACUCCUUGGAGCCUCUGUCACUUGAACUGCAAAAUAAGGAGGUUGGACAGAAUCUUCUCUCAGGACCUUCUAGUUCCCAUUGCCAUCAUUCUACUAACUGGUACCUUAGGGCUUAAAGAAUGAAUUCAUCUCCCAGUGUGCCUUCCUUACAGUCUGGCAGUGACUGACUGCAUACUAUCAGUAAACUGGCAGAAACCCAGGAACCAGAGAGGGAGACUCUGAUUUAGCAUUUAUUUAUAAAUAAAUCCAUUUCUUUUUUUUAAGUGUCACAUGCUGUAGAUAAUCAGGAAGGGAGCCAAUUCGUUGGUAAUUACUAUGGUGAAUAAUUGCACUGACUACACAGCAAGUCAUUCUUGGAUGUGUCUCAGGGACUUUUAUGCUACAUAUUCUUACAACAAAUCAAGUAUUUAUGUACACAUGUUCAGAUUAUUUUGACAAAAUGAUUAAAGUAAUAAGAUGAAAAACGA